ACUCCAUUCGUCGUACUUUUAAUUCGAACGUGGUGUGCUCAGAUUUUUCUGGUUGUCUUAGAACUUUAAAGCAUUUAUUGAGUUUUUGUGUUUUGCACGUUUUAGUGUACUGACAUUGGCAUUUAAUACUUCUUAAUAAAUACUUUGAAAGCUUAUUUACGACAGAGAAAAACAAAACAACAUGCUUCGCUUACCACUCAGACUUGCUCGCGCAAACAUUCAGCGGCAAUUGUUUGUCCGCAGCUAUGCAAAGGAUGUGAAAUUCGGACCCGAGGUGCGUGCAUUGAUGUUGCAAGGUGUUGAUGUUCUUGCUGAUGCUGUGGCUGUUACUAUGGGUCCAAAAGGACGUAAUGUUAUUAUUGAGCAAUCUUGGGGUUCACCAAAAAUAACCAAGGAUGGUGUAACUGUUGCUAAAUCUAUUGAGUUAAAGGAUAAAUUCCAAAAUAUUGGUGCAAAACUGGUUCAAGAUGUUGCUAAUAAUACAAAUGAGGAAGCUGGUGAUGGUACAACCACAGCUACAGUAUUAGCGCGGGCAAUUGCUAAAGAAGGUUUUGAAAAAAUCUCCAAGGGAGCUAAUCCAGUGGAAAUCCGCCGAGGUGUUAUGUUGGCUGUAGACAAUGUUAAAGAUCAUUUAAAGGCAAUGUCCCGCCCAGUUAGUACACCAGAAGAGAUUGCGCAAGUCGCAACUAUUUCUGCGAAUGGAGACCAAGAGGUUGGAAAUCUGAUUAGCGAAGCUAUGAAAAGAGUUGGUCGCGACGGUGUUAUCACAGUUAAGGAUGGCAAAACACUAUUAGAUGAAUUAGAAGUAAUUGAGGGCAUGAAAUUUGACAGAGGUUAUAUUUCUCCAUAUUUCAUCAACUCCUCUAAGGGAGCUAAAGUAGAAUUUCAAGAUGCUUUAAUUUUGUUGUCUGAAAAGAAAAUUUCUUCAGUGCAAACCAUUAUCCCCGCACUUGAAUUGGCUAAUUCUCAACGUAAACCGUUGGUCAUAAUUGCUGAAGAUAUUGAUGGUGAAGCCUUAAGCACACUUGUUGUGAAUCGACUUAAGAUUGGUUUGCAAGUCGCUGCCGUCAAAGCACCAGGUUUCGGUGAUAACCGCAAAUCUACACUUACUGAUAUGGCAAUUGCAUCUGGUGGCAUCGUUUUUGGUGACGACGCAAAUUUGGUUAAACUUGAAGAUGUGCAAAUAAACGAUCUUGGCAAAGUUGGUGAAGUUGUCAUAACCAAGGAUGACACCUUACUACUUAAGGGAAAAGGCAAGAAGGAAGAUAUUAGUCGCCGUGUUGAACAAAUUAAGGAUCAAAUUAAUGAAACUACAUCUGAAUAUGAAAAGGAAAAAUUGCAGGAACGUUUGGCACGUCUAGCUUCUGGAGUAGCAUUGUUGCGUGUCGGUGGAUCAAGUGAAGUAGAAGUAAACGAAAAGAAGGAUCGUGUACAUGAUGCGCUUAACGCUACUCGCGCUGCUGUAGAAGAAGGUAUAGUUCCUGGAGGUGGUACUGCUCUAUUGAGAUGUAUUCCAAUUUUGGAGGGUCUCAAGGGAUCUAACGAAGAUCAGAAUAUGGGUAUCGAGAUUGUGCGUCGCGCUCUUCGAAUGCCUUGCAUGACAAUUGCUAAAAACGCUGGCGUUGAUGGUGCAAUGGUUGUAGCUAAGGUUGAAACAAAAGAAGGAGAUUUUGGAUAUGAUGCACUUAAGGCUGAAUAUGGAAACUUAAUCGAGAAGGGCAUUAUUGAUCCAACGAAGGUUGUUCGCACUGCUAUCACUGACGCUUCUGGUGUAGCUUCCCUUUUGACCACAGCUGAAGCAGUUGUUACCGAAAUUCCAAAGGAAGAGGCUGCUCCCGGUCUUGGUGGAAUGGGCGGUAUGGGCGGCAUGGGUGGUAUGGGUGGAAUGGGAGGAAUGAUGUAAAAUCUCUUCUAUUAUAAAUGAUUUCCAUUGUUAAAUAUGUUUACAUGUUAUAUAUGUAAAAUAAUUAUAAACUAGUUUUAAAUACUGACCAAUUAUAAAUUAGUGUCAUCGAA
Molecule: messenger RNA, 2016 nt
Organism: Bactrocera dorsalis (oriental fruit fly)
Lineage: Eukaryota; Metazoa; Arthropoda; Insecta; Diptera; Tephritidae
Gene: Hsp60A
Product: 60 kDa heat shock protein, mitochondrial
Biological process (GO): apoptotic mitochondrial changes; protein refolding; mitochondrial unfolded protein response
Cellular component (GO): mitochondrial inner membrane; mitochondrial matrix
Molecular function (GO): protein-folding chaperone binding; ATP-dependent protein folding chaperone; ATP binding
Source: RefSeq, marked provisional